CUUUAACAAACCCCCUGACCCUGAUCUCUCCUCUCAGGUGAUCCAAGGCUGGCUCUUCCUCUCCUCCCUCCUCCUGCUCUUCUUCUUCUCCUACAUCUACCUCAAGGAGGUUUUCAAGACCUACAACGUGGCCAUCGACUACUUCACGCUGGCGAUCAUAGUGUGGAACUUCGGGGUGGUGGGCAUGAUGUGUAUUCACUGGAAGGGUCCUCUGCGGCUCCAGCAGGCCUACCUCAUCAUGAUCAGCGCCCUCAUGGCCCUCGUCUUCAUCAAGUACCUGCCCGAGUGGACCGCCUGGCUCAUAUUAGCCGUCAUAUCCGUCUACGAUCUGUUGGCGGUGCUCUGUCCCAAAGGGCCCCUGAGGAUCCUGGUGGAGACGGCUCAGGAGAGGAACGAGCCCAUCUUCCCCGCCCUCAUCUACUCCUGUAAGAAACUCUGAAUACAACAAAGAGACGAGUCAAUGGAAAAAGGCUCAUAAAAUAACACUUCAACUCCUUUUAGCGUCUGCACUCCCCCUGAGUCUAAUGAGCAGUUAAAAGGUCUUCCACAGCACUCUGCCUUUUAAUGCUGAUAUGCAUUGAUAAUUCUGUCUAUCGAAAAAU
Molecule: messenger RNA, 602 nt
Organism: Notothenia coriiceps (black rockcod)
Lineage: Eukaryota; Metazoa; Chordata; Actinopteri; Perciformes; Nototheniidae
Product: presenilin-1-like
Exons: 3
Biological process (GO): protein processing; membrane protein ectodomain proteolysis; amyloid-beta formation
Cellular component (GO): gamma-secretase complex; membrane
Molecular function (GO): aspartic endopeptidase activity, intramembrane cleaving
Source: RefSeq, a predicted model, not a curated record